CCCGGCCUUUCUCUUUGGCCGUGCAACCCCUGCCCUGCUCGGCCUCGGCUUGUGGCGUCCCGCGCGCGCCCCAUUCCUCCUCUCUGCGUACGGCUGGGUCGACCAGCUCAGCGGGAUGAAACGACCGGGCCCGGCUGCGACGAUGGUGCUGAUCUGUGCAGCAAACAGCGCCUGAGAGAGCGAUGAGGUAGAACUAGCGCUUCAGCUGCAGUCCUGAGGAUAGAGCCAGCCGGGGCAGUAGAAGGGUUUCUCUCCUCACCCUACCACAGAACGUGUUCGGAUUGCUCUGAAAAAUCCUAGUCAGUCACAGAUCGCAAACGGAAGGGAUUUUCCUGCUCCAGCUACAGGUUGGUGCGGAUGAGGGGCCUGAUUUUGCCCCUUGUGAUGAAAUGCCUGCUGUCAAAUACACAAAACUUUUCGUGGUGGUGGUGAGUGACAUGGUCAUAAGUCACGGGUAUCCCGUGUAAACAAACAUCUUUAUACAUAUGAGAAUUGGUAUAAAAGUAACUACAGAGGUGGUUACAAAAUAAAAUAAACCGAUAUAUAGGUCCAUUUUAAUUGUAUUUAAAAUAGGCUUGUGUUUAGUGCCAGUUCAUACCAGUGAGUUAAAAAUAGGAUAGCAUAUACAUGUACAACAAUCUGUGAAUCUUAAUGAAUGCCAGUGAUAUUAUGGAUGUGCCUGUAAGCUUUCUAUCAGGGAAAUGUGAAAUGAUUAUUUUAGAGUCAGAAUGUGAUUUUGGUUCUCCUGAACAAUUGAAAUGUUUGGGGGUGUAUACUUGACAGCAAAAUGAUGUGGGGGGGUUUCUUUUUUAAAAUGCAAUCUAUCAACACAGCAAUAAAGUAUACCCUGACUUUCCAUGGAAAUUAUCUGCAGUCACCAUUUCCUACUUCAGCCCAAGUUACUACUAAAGAAGCUCCAAUAGCAUUUAGGUAUACCUUGGAUAAUAACCUUCUAAGCCCAGAACAAAGGCAUUUCUAUGAAGAGAAUGGUUACUUAGUCAUAAAAAACCUGGUCUCUGAUGAGGACAUUGAACGUUUCAGAAAUGCAUUUAUAAAGAUCUGCAAAGAGGAGGUGAAGGUCCCUGGACUCAUGGUUAUGAGAGAUGUGUCAAUUGCUAAAUCAAAGUUUAUUACCAGUGAGAAAAUAGUUACAAAAAUACAGGAUUUUAUGGAAGAUAAAGAGCUCUUCAGAUAUUGCCAGUUGCCUCAGAUACUACAAUAUGUUGAAUGCUUCACAGGACCAAACAUUAUGGCUGUGCAUACUAUGUUGAUAAAUAAACCUCCAGACUCAGGAAAGAAGACCUCUCGCCACCCAUUGCAUCAGGAUUUGCACUAUUUCCCAUUCCGGCCAGCAGAUCGCAUUGUCGGUGUCUGGACUGCCAUGGAGAGGAUCCAUCACAGAAAUGGGUGCUUGGUGGUCUUGCCAGGAACUCAUAAGGGGUCUCUGAAACAGCAUGAUUAUCCUGAAUGGGAGGGUGGAGUAAACAAGAUGUACCAUGGAGUGCUUGAUUAUGAUGAAAAUGCUCCCAGAGUUCACCUUGUUAUGGAGAAAGGAGAUACUGUGUUCUUCCAUCCUUUGCUAAUUCACGGCUCUGGAAUGAACAGGACAGAAGGGUUUCGAAAGGCAAUCUCUUGUCAUUAUGCAAGCUGUGACUGCCACUAUAUUGAUGUGAAAGGUACUACUCAAGAAAACUUAGAGAAAGAACUUCAAGAUAUUGGAAGAAAGAAAUAUAAUUUGGACUCAAAUUUCACCUUGAAGGAUGCUUCAAUGCUCCGAAGUCGUCUUGUUAAAGGAGAGAGAAGAAAUCUUUAAAAGUUACCUAGAUGCCAAGGCUUGAAUAUCCUGUUCUGGAUUCAUGAACGACCUAAAAAAUUAUAAGCUCUUUCUCAAAUGUAUUCUGAACAAUUUUCUUAAUGACCUUUUGAGAGUAUUAUGCAGAUAGUAUUGUUCUCAAAAUAUUCUGAAGCUUAAAUGACUAAAUAAUGAAUCCAAGGCUGAAAUUGUGAAUGCAUUUCAAUAAGCAUAGUGGGGCUUACUUCUGAUGCCUGUCUUAUGUACUUGAUGGCGUGCUUAAUAGCAAGAUUAAGUUAACUAUUAACUAUUGUUAUCUGAUUUGCUUAAGUAAGUAUGCACAGGAGGGAAAAAGAGUCCUAACUGAUAGUAUUUGAUAGGGGGGUUGGAGGUAGAUAGCUGAUCUGAAACAUUAACAGAGUUGUAACAGCUACGAAAGGCCAAUUCCAAGCUAGGAACUUCUAGGAAAAAGGAUGGCCGCUGCCACCAAUGCAUUUAUACAGUUGUGUAGUUCAUCUGUGUUUGGAAUAUCAUCUCCGUUUCUGACUGCUCUAUCUCAAAAGGAUAAUGAAAGUUUGGAAAGUGGCAGUA
This is a messenger RNA of Varanus komodoensis (Komodo dragon), 2383 nucleotides long. RefSeq names its product phytanoyl-CoA 2-hydroxylase (gene PHYH). The transcript is spliced from 9 exons. Gene Ontology annotation, molecular function: phytanoyl-CoA dioxygenase activity. The record is from RefSeq and is a predicted model, not a curated record. NCBI's taxonomy places the organism in Eukaryota, Metazoa, Chordata, Lepidosauria, Squamata, Varanidae. Bases 788 to 1813 code for a protein of 341 amino acids. Gene Ontology annotation, biological process: fatty acid alpha-oxidation.